AUGUUCAGGACCAAACGAUCUGCGCUCGUCCGGCGUCUCUGGAGGAGCCGUGCGCCCGGCGGCGAGGACGAGGAGGAGGGCGCGGGGGGAGGUGGAGGAGGAGGAGGCGGCGAGCUGCGGGGAGAAGGGACGACGGACGGACGGGCACAUGGGGCCGGUGGCGGCGGCGCGGGCAGGGCUGGCUGCUGCCUGGGCAAGGCGGUCCGAGGUGCCAAAGGUCACCAUCCCCACCCCCCAGCCGCGGGCCCCGGCGCGGCCGGGUGCGCCGAGGCGGAUCUGAAGGCGCUCACCCACUCGGUGCUCAAGAAACUGAAGGAGCGGCAGCUGGAGCUGCUGCUCCAGGCCGUGGAGUCCCGCGGCGGGACGCGCACCGCGUGCCUCCUGCUGCCCGGCCGCCUGGACUGCAGGCCGGGCCCGGGGGCGCCCGCCGGCUCGCAGCCCGCCCAGCAGCCGCCCUCGUCCUACUCGCUCCCCCUCCUGCUGUGCAAAGUGUUCAGGUGGCCGGAUCUCAGGCAUUCCUCGGAAGUCAAGAGGCUGUGUUGCUGUGAAUCUUACGGGAAGAUCAACCCCGAGCUGGUGUGCUGCAACCCCCAUCACCUUAGUCGACUCUGCGAACUCGAGUCUCCUCCUCCUCCUUACUCCAGAUACCCGAUGGAUUUUCUCAAACCAACUGCAGACUGUCCAGAUGCUGUGCCUUCCUCCGCUGAAACAGGGGGAACGAAUUAUCUGGCCCCUGGGGGGCUUUCAGAUUCCCAACUUCUCCUGGAGCCUGGGGAUCGGUCACACUGGUGCGUGGUGGCAUACUGGGAGGAGAAGACGCGCGUGGGGCGGCUCUACUGCGUCCAGGAGCCCUCCCUGGACAUCUUCUAUGAUCUACCUCAGGGGAACGGCUUUUGCCUCGGACAGCUCAACUCGGACAACAAGAGCCAGCUGGUGCAGAAAGUGCGGAGCAAGAUCGGCUGCGGCAUCCAGCUCACGCGGGAGGUGGACGGCGUGUGGGUGUACAACCGCAGCAGCUACCCCAUCUUCAUCAAGUCGGCCACACUGGACAACCCGGACUCCAGGACGCUGCUGGUGCACAAGGUGUUCCCCGGCUUCUCCAUCAAGGCCUUCGACUACGAGAAGGCGUACAGCCUGCAGCGGCCCAACGACCAUGAGUUCAUGCAGCAGCCGUGGACCGGCUUCACCGUGCAGAUCAGCUUCGUGAAGGGCUGGGGCCAGUGCUACACCCGCCAGUUCAUCAGCAGCUGUCCGUGCUGGCUGGAGGUCAUCUUCAACAGCCGGUAG
This is a messenger RNA of Pipistrellus nathusii (Nathusius's pipistrelle), 1287 nucleotides long. Lineage: Eukaryota; Metazoa; Chordata; Mammalia; Chiroptera; Vespertilionidae. The record is from the annotation of a GenBank genome assembly.